Emiliania huxleyi CCMP1516 is the source of this 1321-nucleotide messenger RNA. RefSeq lists its product as hypothetical. Lineage: Eukaryota; Haptophyta; Isochrysidales; Noelaerhabdaceae. The record is from RefSeq and is a predicted model, not a curated record. Bases 1 to 1131 code for a protein of 376 amino acids. The transcript is spliced from 7 exons.
AUGAUCUUCUUCACCAGGAUCUUUGAGGGGUCCUUCCACUCGGCGCCGAGCGAGCAGAUGGUCAACGCAUUCCUAGGACUAGCGCACAUGAGUACGGCAAACUGGCAAAUGGCCAACCCAUGUGUCGGUAUAGCCAUCGUCAUGCCGGUCCACUCUGAACUUGCCGCGCGUGAAGUAGCAAAUGGCCUUGUCGGCAGCAGCCAGCUUAUUGCGCCGCUUCUUUGCAAUGAGCUGCUCGGAUCGCAGAAGCUCAUGCCGAGCACUGCCUCGAUCUUGAAGAUGAACGUUGUCGGCACCGCAAGCCGCGGGUCGCGCCGCAGUUGGCACAGGGGCCCUGGGUGUAGGGCGAGCGGCAUCGACGUCGAAACCCGGAAGGUGUCGUUCCAGCGCGUGCAGGCUUCUGACGCAAUGGCCAAUGCCGCGCCACAGGCCCACAGCUCUGACAAGGGACAGCGACAGGCUCGCAGCACGGAGGAGAUCCCGGCGAGCGCCUUGGAGAACAUCCCGCCUGCAGCGAUGGCCGACGCGUGGAUGCGCGACGAGAAGGCGAGGGAGCUAGGCGAGGCGCUAAAGGGUUGCUCGGUCUACCUCGUCGGUCUCGGCUCUCCCAAGCUGGAGGCCGUCGGCCGCAUCUUUUCGCGCCGGCUGCCCAAAUACCGCUACUACUCUGUGCCUGAGCUGAUGUGCAGCACGUACGCGACGCUCUCCGGCGGCGAGGAGGGCGCGGCCGCGCCGAUGAUGUCCGACCUCUACGAGGCGGAGCCGAUGGAUGACGUUACCUCCCUCGCCCGAGCGAUCACCGACCAGGUCCAGCAGUACACGCGCGCCGUCGUCCGCUCCUGGGAGGGGUCUGUGAGCACGUCCGACUUUGCGGGCAUCGUGGUGCGAGUGGUCGGCAUGGAGCCCGAGCCGUCGUCGGGUGCGGUGGAGGAGGCUCGGGAGGGUUGGGCGGAGAAGCACUCCGCGGCCGACGUGACUGUCUCGGUCGAGACCGAGGCGCCGACCGACGACAUCGUCUUUGCCGUCGUCAAGGGGCUGCUCGAGUUCAUCGAAAAGAACCCGGGCAAGUCCGAUGAGUGGAAGUCGAAGGCGGACGCUCUGCAGGCGGAGGGGUGGAGCGUCGACAACUGAGCCGGCGCGGCGGGAGGAAGAGGAGCCGCGCGCGCCCUCUCCUGUGAGAGUCGGCGUCGGGACGCGCGGGCGGCGUGGGGGUGGGCGUAUGCGGCGAGAGAGACGGGUCACUGAAUCCGCACGCGCCCACAUCUCUCGCGCUCGUCUGUGCGCUCUGCAGGGUGUGUUACAUUAGAGUCUCUCUUCACAA